GGAGGCAACCAGAGGGAGGAAGGAAACGGGGAUAACGUCACGAAGACACGGAGUAAAACGGGCUGAGCAGCGGUUAAUGGACGAUCCUUGAUGCGGGCCAGAGGAAGGAAAAACUGCGGCCAGUUCCUUAGAUUUUUUUUUCACUUACAUUAAACAAAAAAUGUUUUUCCUCACCUUCCUAACGUGAAAAGGUGCGACGCCGUCGGGAGAAGGGGGCAAAAAGCAGCAGCAGCAGAUUUGAUCCUUUUUUAUGUCUACAUUUUUUUCCCUGGAGCUCCACCAAAGCGGAGAAAUGGAAAUGUGUGGAGCCCUCCUCCGUUUGCCUGUUCACUGAUCGUGACACGGAACUUUUAAAGGAGGAUCGGCCCUGAACGGCAUCUUUAAUGCGUGAAAAAGACACGUAUUUCAACCGUCCACGGCAUUUCGGAGACGUCGCUCUGAGUGUUUUUUGAAGCCCAUCGGGAGAAUUAACAGGUUAAAGCUUUGGACAACUUCCAAAAUGAGUGAGCUGGAGCAGCUUCGUCAGGAGGCCGAGCAGCUGAGGAACCAGAUAAGAGAUGCCAGAAAAGCUUGUGGAGAUUCAACGCUCACCCAGAUGGCUGCUGGUUUGGAUCCUGUUGGCCGGAUCCAGAUGCGGACAAGACGCACACUUCGCGGCCACCUGGCCAAGAUUUACGCCAUGCACUGGGGUACAGACUCAAGGCUGCUGGUUAGUGCCUCUCAGGAUGGGAAACUGAUUGUCUGGGAUAGCCACACCACUAACAAGAUACAUGCCAUCCCCCUGCGGUCCUCCUGGGUAAUGACCUGUGCGUACGCCCCCUCUGGGAACUACGUGGCUUGCGGAGGCUUGGACAACAUCUGCUCCAUCUACUGCUUAAAAACACGCGAAGGCAACGUGAGGGUCAGCAGAGAGCUACCUGGCCACACAGGUUACCUUUCAUGUUGCCGUUUCAUUGAUGACAAUCAAAUCAUCACGAGUUCAGGAGACACCACCUGCGCACUGUGGGACAUUGAGACAAGUCAGCAGACCACGGUUUUCUCGGGCCACACCGGUGACGUCAUGAGCCUGUCCCUGUCGCCCGACCUCCGUACCUUCGUCUCAGGAGCCUGCGACGCUUCAGCUAAACUGUGGGACAUCAGAGACAGCAUGUGCAGACAGACCUUCACAGGGCACGAGUCGGACAUUAACGCCAGCUGUUUCUUUCCCAAUGGAAGCGCCUUCGCCACAGGCUCUGACGACGCCACCUGCAGGCUGUUUGACCUGCGUGCUGACCAGGAGCUCAGUAUUUACUGCCACGACAACAUCAUCUGUGGCAUCACCUCCGUGGCUUUCUCGCGCUCCGGCCGCUUGCUGCUGGCUGGUUACGAUGACUUUAACUGCAACAUCUGGGACGCCAUGAAGGGAGACAGAGCAGGAGUCCUGGCUGGCCAUGACAACCGUGUGAGCUGUCUGGGUGUGACGGAUGACGGCAUGGCUGCAUGCACUGGGUCCUGGGACAGCUUCCUUAAGAUCUGGAACUGAGCCACGCACGUCAGCAGGAAACACGAGCACGUCUAGCAUCCCUGCACACAACGAGCUCCUGUAUUGGGACAGUCCCCCCCCCUUCUCACCCCUUCACUGAUUCUGUAUUUAAGAUUUAACAGCCACACUGCAACAUUUUAUUGUACAUAUUAUAAACUUAGGUGCGAGUUUACCCACACACACCCUGACCCACAAUGCUUUGAAUACAAGAAGAAAUAAAAUCUGAACACAUGCCUACAUUGCCCACUGCACACACAAUCUGUUUAUAUCAAAAGUGAGCAAAUACAGCUGAAACGCCAGCUGCCUGAAUUAAAAUGAAACAAAAACAAUCACAGUUAGCUAAAGCCUUUUAAACACAUUUAAUUCACACUUAUUUCUCCUGACUCCUGACACUGGUCCUCCGGAGAAAACGUGGGAGAAGAUCCCACCAAACGAUUCUGCCUUUGUCUAUAACGAAGUUCAAAUCACACUUCAUAUUCUUUUCUGUACUGUUUCCAUGUCAGUAUCAAACAUGUUUAGCUACGCCGGUGUGGAGGAAAAAUCAUAUAAGUGCAUAAACACUUCACUGACAUGCUGUUCGGGUCAUGUGGUCAUGUUUUAUAGAUAUGUACACCCAACAUUCUAGUUUUUAGUUGUUUCGCUCCUCUUUUAUUUUUAACGUGUUUUAUUCAUGUUCUCCCCGCGUGCCUCAGAUAUACAGAAAAUUAGAUUAUCAGGUAAUUCCAAAUGAUCUUGGAUAACAGAGGGAUAAAUUACAGCAAACAGAAACACAUAAAGUGGCAGAAGCCAGUAUUCAAACUUUUGACUUUGUCAUUAUUUGGAAAUUAUGGAAUAAUUGUACAUAAUACUAAUAAACAACCUCUCCUGAAA
Molecule: messenger RNA, 2392 nt
Organism: Girardinichthys multiradiatus
Lineage: Eukaryota; Metazoa; Chordata; Actinopteri; Cyprinodontiformes; Goodeidae
Gene: gnb2
Product: guanine nucleotide binding protein (G protein), beta polypeptide 2
Exons: 10
Coding region: 500-1522 (340 amino acids)
Biological process (GO): G protein-coupled receptor signaling pathway
Cellular component (GO): cytoplasm; heterotrimeric G-protein complex
Molecular function (GO): protein binding; signaling receptor complex adaptor activity
Source: RefSeq, a predicted model, not a curated record